Molecule: messenger RNA, 5429 nt
Organism: Carassius carassius (crucian carp)
Lineage: Eukaryota; Metazoa; Chordata; Actinopteri; Cypriniformes; Cyprinidae
Gene: znf217
Product: zinc finger protein 217
Exons: 6
Coding region: 600-3482 (960 amino acids)
Biological process (GO): regulation of DNA-templated transcription
Cellular component (GO): nucleus
Molecular function (GO): RNA polymerase II cis-regulatory region sequence-specific DNA binding; DNA-binding transcription factor activity, RNA polymerase II-specific
Source: RefSeq, a predicted model, not a curated record
CCCCACGGGAGCGCGCCCCCUCUCUCUCUCUGAACGCAACAGCUGCAUAGUGAGUGAUUUGCAAACAUUGAAAGCAAGGCAAUUCGUCCGGCUAACAAUUGGCUAACUCAGCUAAUCAGAUUUCCAGAAAGAAAGAAGCUACCAAACUAACACCCCAUAGAUAUCGUUAGUUACUAUAUUGAUUGCUGGCACACAAUAAGAAUACCUGACGAAGUCUGAACAUAAUGGUAGGUAUGGAGGGUUUUGCCUGUCAGGACAAUUCCUCUAUGUGAAUCACAAGAAAUCAACUGAUCAAGUUUAUGCCCCAUUACCUGGCAGUGACUGGCAAGCCUCGACUGCUUCUCUUCUACAGGAUGGAUCAUACGGGUUUACUGAAACUCUUAGCAUACACACUGAGCUGAAAUUUAAAAAGUGUUUGGAAAAAUUUAGCAUGUUCCACGGUAGUGUUCCAAGUGUUAUGAGUAUUUGGUAUUCUAAUGCAUGAUGUCCUUCAUGAGAAUUUCAAAUGAAUGACUCUUGUUUCGCAUGUCAUAUUGUUUCAUACAAGCUUUCAACUCAAACGAAAUAAGAAAGAAAUAGCCAAGUAAAUUCCUGCUGACAUGCCUACCCACCCAUUGAUCCCAUAUGUGGAAAGUCCUGAUGGACUAGGUCAUGAUAUACUCAGCCACAGCAGUGCAAGCAUGCCUGGUACUGGAUCUAGCAUGACGCCCCACACUAGCGUGGUGGAAAAACCAGACACGUUGGCAGAAAGUAGCUUACCUCUAGACUGCAUGUUUUGCGAGGAGACUUUCCUGCAUCAGGAAGACCUGGGACCACACCUUCUUUCUCAGCAUCCCACAACAUUCCACGCUCCUGCAGUGUUGCGCGUGGAAGCGGAAUUCUUAACUCCCAGUGAAAGGGCUCAUUCUAAAACCUGCCCAGCUGUGGAAAAGAAUGAGGAGCUCUGUUGCGUUGUGUGCGACCAGGCUGUUGCAGAUGCAACUGAGCUGGAAACACACAUGCGGAAACACAAGGACUCUUUCACGUACUGCUGCGGCCUCUGUGGACGUCGUUUCAAAGAGCCGUGGUUCCUUAAAAACCACAUGAGAACCCAUGGCGGAAAGGCUAAAAACAAAAACCAGGACCUGGAGAGCCCAGCCACCGUUAAUGAGGUCAUCCAAGACCAGCCCCCAUCACCUGUGGUCACAUCGUACAAAAUGUGCAUGGUAUGUGGCUUCUUUUUCCUGAACAAGGAAGUUCUGGCUGAGCACAGCAAGGUACACAACCGUGAACUGGAAGUGGAUGAGAACGUAUCCUCCGACAGCCAUCGUAAUGAGGAGCUUCCUGUUUCUCAGAAGUCAUUUUUGCAGACCCUACAAUUGCAUCCUUCGGGAGCAAGAGAAGAAGCUGAACAGAAUCACCCAUCUGGACGCUGGAUAUCCCAACUUGAUCCCUUCAACACCUACCAGGCCUGGCAGUUGGCCACUAGAGGCAAGAUCGCAGCAGGUCCGAACUUGGCCAAGGAGCUCAAUGCUGACUCCAACACUGACAAUGAGGACUCUGGUUCUGAAAAAGAGGAACUGGGGGCCAUUUGGGCUUCUGAUGGUGGAGAUAAACCCAGGCGAGGCCUACGAAGUGAACUUAAGCCUAGAGAGACUCCUUCCCCAUCACCUGAGCAAAAGGGUCUGAUUCGUAAGGACAAGCCAACAAACUGUGAAGAGUGCGGCAAGAUCUUCAGGACGUACCAUCAGUUGGUCCUCCAUUCUCGAAUCCAUAAGAAGGAACGAGGAGGAGCAGAGAGUCCCACCAUGCCUGUAGAUGGUAGGGCCCAAAGCGUAGGCUCUUGUAGUAGUUCAUCUCUUGACCGAGCAGAGGAGUACUCCGAGGAUGGCUCCGAAGAGGGAGUGCCAGUUGACGCCUUUAAUCCAGAAAAAGGUGAGGAUGGAUCGGGAAAAAUGAAGCUGAAAAUUCUCGCUCCAAGAAAAUGUGGUUACUGUGGCAAGACUUUCCGCUCAAACUAUUACCUCAAUAUUCAUCUCAGGACACAUACUGGUGAAAAACCUUAUAAAUGUGAAUACUGUGACUAUGCCGCAGCACAGAAAACGUCUUUGAGGUACCACCUAGACAGACGUCACAAGGACAAACCUUUCACAGAAAUCCCGAACAUUCCUGCAACAUCAUCUGCAAGAAGUAUCAUCAAGGUCAUUGAACCUCCCAAGAAUGUAGAUGACAAAAAAGCCUUAAAACCAGCCAAACAAUGGCUUGCUCCUAAACCUCUCCCUGCCAGUGUUAAACAUGAUCCUGGCAUGAGCAAAGCCGUUAUCAACAGCACAGGUCCUUCCAUUCAAGUCAAGCAAGAAUAUGUUAGUUCUCCCGUCACAACUCCUUACACCCCUGUGGGUGAGGUCAACAAAAAAUACCUGUUACCGGUAAACCCGAAGAUGGAGGAGGAGAAGGCUACCGAAGCACCUUUGAAUUUGUCCCUCAAAGGGCCACUUCCUGUAUCUGCUACCUCAGUACCCAGAAACCUGUUACCAACCAACACGUGUACCUCUUGCUCCUAUGAAACCCUUUACCCCGAGGUUCUCUUGAUGCAUAAAAAGCUCAUCCACAAGGAGAAGUUGGAUGCCAAGAAGAAUGGAUACAGGGAACCACAGAAACCAAAACGGUACACUGGUUGCCCUCCGGCUCUUGAGGGCAAAGACGUCACUCCUUUGCCCCACAUCAACAGGAAGCAUCCCCGUCGGACCAAAUCCCCAUUGCGCCAGCCGGAAAAACUUGUGGAGAAGCUUCCAAAACAACCUCAGAUGUCUAAGAUUUCUCCUGCAAAAGAUCACUGGAGGGAUCAGAACCAGGAGGGCCAAAGGAGCAGGGAAUUGGACACAACCAGCUCGCUUUCUAGAAACUUGGAGCAAGAAUCCAGUAGAAAAUUAAAAGUGCCAUUGAUAAUUGAUCGAGAGUUCUCCAAGCAGAGGCCUGGUCUGGAUCAGGAGAUGAAUCAGAGGGCAAGCAUGGGCAAAAAUGGAAUAGUUUGGCCCACAGAUCCAGCUAGACUUUGCCUUUCAGACCGCUUCCGAAACUUGACACAAAUGGAUUUCGGCGAACCGUCUAGCAAGAGACACAAGUCCUUUGAGCCUCUACAUACUGCAUCUGGGCGGCUUGGAGAGGAUUUCACCCAAAUUGUGCCCUCCAGCAGAAAUGCAAAAACCUCGUUGCAGGCAAACUCACCCUUGGGUUCAGUUAAGGUGACUCCCACUGCGUCUCCCAACAGCAUGCAGGCCGACUGGAAUGUCAUCAACCUGCUCCGCACCUACACGCCCAACAACCUGUCCUCACUCUAUCACCCCACCACUGCAGGUUCCAGCCACACUGUUAUGGCCUCACCUGUCUCUGGGAGCAGGUCCUUGAUCUUCCCUCAUUACUCUACUAGUAUGACUCAGAGAAGAAUCCAAACCAGCCCUCUGAGUAAUGAACGCUGUGGACCUUCAGAAAAGAGCUCUUAGACCUAUCCAGGCUUCGAAAUACUCCGAUUAAAUGCUGAUGGCGACUGUGGGGUCCUUGGCUGGGAGAAAAGUUGAACUGAUUUGAUGUUGCUCACUGUUCUUCAGACACUAACACUGAAGGGAUUGAUAUGUUGGAAGAUGUACUGUGGAUACGGGCCUGAGCUCUGAGAAUGAACUUGGACUGCAGCCUUGAACAGUGUUGUUUUGAUUCAAUUUGCAUUCCAUUAUGGCAAUAGAAUUAUCUGCGGUGCACUUAACACAAAGCUGAACGUCAGACGCACUCCGUGCAUGACAGUUGACUUGUGAAUCUGUUGUGGGUCGGUGGUUUAUGAUGAUGGCCUCAAUACUAAUAAUCAAACCACAAGCCCAGCAAGUGCCUCCAUUACUUUUUAUUAAAAGCCUAAAUACAUGAGUGGAUGGCACUGACCAAAUAAAUAAAGAGGGGCACUGUGUUUUUUUGCUUUCCUCUAAUCGUGCCUGAGUUGUUAAUGUUUAACAUCUUUUUUGCAGGUUAACUUUAUGCUAUGCACAGAACGGGAAGUCGAUAGUUUCCGAAGUUAGAAAGCUUCUCAUUUGUACAAAAUCUAGCUGCUGUGUUACCGUCUCGGAUGCGAGACUUCUGAAGCAAUGGUGACGUACUGUACUGUUGUAUAAGUAAAAUAAAGAAUUGCAGGGACUGCGUGGAACCUCUUUCACUGUGACAAAGACAUUCGACGGGAUCCUCAGGACUGAUGAGAAACAUAACUGUGAUUUUGCGCAUCCACUGCUGAGCAGUUUCUGCCAAAUAUGUGGUGAGCAUUUUUGAUGUGAUUGUGAUGUUUUCAAACACCAGAAUUUUGUUAUUGUCUUUUUUUUUUUUUUUUUUACUUAAUAAUCAGUUGUAUUUAUUUUCAGACAAGUGUGUUGCUUUAUUAGGUUGUAUGUGGAAAGGUGGCUUAAGCUCAUCAUGGUUUCUGUUACUGUCUGCGUUCAGUAUACCAACUGAAGAAACAUCUUCAGAUUUGGAGAGUUAACUUAUUUUGUAUUAUUUAAGGGGCUUUCAUGAGCUUAAGCAAAUAAGCUUAAUCGUAUUUCAUUGAUGAUAAACUUGAACCAUUUUAUUAUAAUUUUCUUUGUUUGCUUCACAGCACAAUGAUGAAUCGCCCCUUUUUUAGUUUUCUUGUGAGUCAUAGAUCGGUUAGGCUGAGUGGUAAUGGAUUUCUAUUCGACUUUGGUCAAAAACCAACGCUGCUUCAUGCUAAAGACAGGUUCGAUCUGUCUUUCUGGUUUUUGUCCUCGCUUCUGCUCAGUAUUGCGACUCACACCGAAUUGGGUUUGUGUAGGUAGUUUGGUUUAAUGUCUACAUGUGUUUGUAGUUGUUUUUUUCUCUCUAGGGUGUACCUGUUCCCAUUUAAAAUUUUUCUUUUGCACUUUCACUGAUGACUUUCUCUUUAGAGUUCCUUUGUUGUGGCCAUGUUGCGCCAAAGGCGUGCAAAAACAAUGAAGCCAAGAUGCUUUUUCUUCCCGCUGGUCUCGUCCAAUGUUUCAUGAAUGAUGCUGUUAUUUUUGGUCUUUAACAGAAUGUGUAGUUUGGAUUUCCAAUCUUGUAACCCACCUUGUUAUAAAGCCAGGUGUAUUAAAGGGCUCAGGCCCUCUCUAGAGGCAGAAUAAAGCAGUUGUGCAAACUGGAAGAAAAGUCAGAUUGUGUUUUUCAUUUUCAUCCGAGUAUUAUUUUGUCUUUGAUCUUGAUUGUGGAUAUUUAUUGUAUAAUUAAACUUAUGUCAUAUGCUUAAAAUGUGCAGUUAAACAUACUGUACAGUUUUGCAGGUCAAGUAGUCUAUAUACAAACUACCAGUGAAGUGCUAGUUAGUCUUUUUUUUUUAAUUUAUAUAAAAGUUCUUAUGAAGAUCGAGACAGAUUAAGCUUUUUAUGAUCUAGUUGUGUGUAGCUUUCGUGAGGUUUAGGUGC